This is a messenger RNA of Lactuca virosa, 1491 nucleotides long. The record is from the annotation of a GenBank genome assembly. NCBI's taxonomy places the organism in Eukaryota, Viridiplantae, Streptophyta, Magnoliopsida, Asterales, Asteraceae.
AUGGAUACUGAGAUGGUGGAUAGACAUAAGGAACAGGAAAUUGUUUUAGAGAAAAGGAUUCAUAUAAACAGUGUCGAUGAUAUCGUAUGUCACUGCAUGUUGGAGUACUAUUCAACACCUCCAGAAUCUGAGCAACCUGAUUUUGAAGAAGACCAGAAAGGAAUCAACCAACCACGUGAAGAUUGGCUUCCGAUCACCGAAUCAAGAAAAGGAAAUUCAUGGACUGCAACAUUCCAUUUGCUUUCCUCUGGAAUCGGAAUUCAAACACUCUCUCUACCUCUCGCCUUCAUGUACAUGGGCUGGUUUUGGGGGAUUUUGUGUUUGUCUGUGGCUUUUGUAUGGCAGUUCUACACCAUUUUAUUGUUGGUGGAUCUUCAUGAAUCUACUUCCAGUACACGUUACAGCCGAUAUCUUCAACUUUCAGUGGCUGCCUUUGGUGUUAAAUUAGGGAAAGUUUUAGCCAUUUUCCCAGUCAUGUAUCUUUCAGGAGGAUCAUGCGUCAUGUUCAUAAUCACAGGGGGUGGAACCAUGAAACUAUUCUAUCAACUCUUGUGUGAAGAUUGCUCUUCCAAAUACCCCUUGACGACAACAGAAUUGUUCUUGGUUUUCAUUUGUUUGGCAAUUCUUGUGUCCCUCUUUUGCCCAAAUUUGAAUUCUUUAGCAUUUGUCUCAUUCAUUGGAUCGAUCAUGGCUGUUGGAUAUUGUACAGUCUUAUGGCUAGUUUUCGUUGCUAAAGGAAGGGUAGACGGUGUUAUUUAUGACCAGUCAAAAGUUGCCGAAUCAGAAACUGCUCGAAUAAGAAAUAUCAUGAAUGCACUUGGGAUCAUAUUCCUAGCGUUUAGAGGCCAUAAUGUUGUGUUAGAGAUACAGGGUACAAUGCCAUCGACCCCAAAUCGCUCAUCAUCAAAGUUCAUGUUGAAAGGAGUGGUAGCUUCAUAUCUCAUUAUUGCAAUGUGUUUGUUCCCUCUUACAGCUGCUGGAUAUUGGGCCCUCGGAAACAAGAUUCCGGCCAAUGGAGGACUACUAACAGCAGUUUUAACCACCCUUCACCACCAUACAUUAAAACCAGUGGUGGGUCUCUUAUACGUGCAAGUUGUCAUAAGUUGUGUGGCUGCUUUUCAAAUCUACGGGAUGGUUGUAUAUGACAACUUGGAGCGUGCAUAUGCAAGUAGAAAAAGCCAAAAAUGCCCAAAGUUAACGCGUAUAGGAAUCCGGAUAUUUUUUGGAGGUUUGACCUUCUUUAUAUCAGUUGCGUUCCCAUUUCUGCCGAGUCUAGGACUACUUAUAGGAGGUAUUGCUCUCCCUGUCACGUAUGGAUACCCAUGUCUCAUGUGGAUUGCGAUAAAGAGACCACCAACAAAAUUCGCAAUGUGGUGGCUUAACCUUGGGCUUGGUUGUUUAGGCGUAGGAUUGAGUGUGUUGUUAGUCAUUUGUGCAGUGUGGAACUUAGCUUGUAUAGGUUUAGAUGCCAACUUUUUCCACCCAUAUUAA